AUGCAAACACCAGCUAGCUUUAGUUACUUAAACUAUGGAUCGACGCCUCCGGGAAAUGAAAUGCCUACGGAGCAUAAUGCGUCGUUUGACGAGGAGGUUAGACUUUAUACAAACAACAAGGACCGAGAAAAGUAUGAAAAUCUUGCUGAUUUGUACGCUAUUAUAGUCACCAUGGAACACUUGGAGAAAGCAUACAUUAGGGAUUCUAUUACGGCAGCAGAAUAUACGCCUGCUUGCGCAAAGUUGAUAGCACAGUAUAAGACAGCGUUGAACUUGGUGAGUGAUUCUGUGCCCGACGUAGAAAAAUUUAUGAAUGAUUAUAAGCUUGAAUGUCCGGCUGCGUUCAAUCGUAUCAAAAUUGGUGUACCCGCCACUAUUGAACAUUCAGGUCCAACAGAUCACGAUUCCAGCAAAUCAGCAAAAUAUGUUGCCGAAACUGUGCAGCAUUUCAUAACUUCGAUGGAUGCUCUCAAAUUAAAAUAUAAAGCGGUGGACGAUAUUCAUCCGAUGCUUAGCGAGUUAAUGCAAAGUUUGAACAAAGUGAGUUCGUUACCUGCAGAUUUCGAAGGAAAAGCAAAGCUUAGGAAUUGGUUGAUCACUUUGAAUUCGAUGAAGGCGAGCGACGAACUCAACGAUGAGCAAGUUCGCCAGCUCUUGUUUGAUCUUGAAAAUUCUCACAAUGCAUUUUACCGUUCGUUGUCUGAUAAAAAUUAG
Messenger RNA from Ambispora gerdemannii, 714 nucleotides. The record is from the annotation of a GenBank genome assembly. Lineage: Eukaryota; Fungi; Glomeromycota; Glomeromycetes; Archaeosporales; Ambisporaceae.